GGCGGCUGCGCUCUUCAGCUGGCCGCCGGGAGCCGCAGUGUUCGUGUCGCUCGCUUUACGUCGCUCUCUCCCUCUCUCACUCGCUCUCUCUAGACGUUGCUACCUCUCGCUCACUCUCACACGCCAUGGACCCAGCCUUCGAGGGAGCCGGAGCCGUGGAAGGCCUGCAGAUCUGGAGGAUAGAGAACUUCACAGUGGUGCCUUACCCUAAGGAGAAGUAUGGCCAGUUCUACCAGGGUGACUCCUACAUCGUCCUCUAUACAAAUGAUAUCAACGGGAACCUGAGCUGGGACCUGCACUUCUGGCUGGGCUCGGAGUCAUCACAGGAUGAAGCAGGUGCGGCAGCCAUCAAGACAGUGGAGCUGGAUGAACAGCUGGGUGGAGUACCUGUUCAACACAGAGAGGUGGAGGGCCACGAGUCCUCCCUCUUCCUAUCCAGGUUCAAGAAAGGUGUGAGAUACCUGAAGGGAGGUGUUGCCUCUGGAUUUCAUCAUGUGGAUCCUGAUGAACCUUACCCUGCUCGCCUCUUCCACGUCAAGGGACGCAGGAAUGUCCGCAUCAAACAGGUUGAAGCAAAUGUAGCAUCCAUGAACAAAGGCGAUUGCUUCAUCCUGGACUGUCGUACGACUGUGUAUGCGUACAUGGGGCCCAGCAGCAGGAGAAUGGAGCGACUUAAGGCCAUCCAGGCUGCAAAUGCUGUGCGGGAUGAUGAUCAUGCUGGCAAAUCUAAAGUUAUUGUUAUUGAUGAAACGGCAUCAGGUCGUGAGAUUGAAGAGUUCUUUGCUGGUCUGGGUGGAGGCUCUCCUGAUGAUGUUGCUGAUGAAGACACUGGUGUUGAUGAUGCUGAAUUUGAACGUUCUGAAGUGAGUGUAGUGACACUGCACCACAUAUUUGAAGAUGGUGAUGGUGUGAUCCAGACACGUAUGAUUGGUGAGAAACCACUUGAACAGUCCAUGCUGAACUCUGGUGAUGAAGGACAGGACUGCUUCCUUCUCGACACUGGCUCUGGGGUGUACGUGUGGAUUGGCAGUGGCUCCAGCAAGAAGGAGAAAGUCAAGAGCAUGGAGAUGGCAGCCAACUACAUGGAGAAGAAAGGAUAUCCCAAAUGGAGGAGCGUACAACGUGUGGUUGAGAAAGCGGAACCGGCUGUAUUUAAAGCAUACUUCAAGACGUGGAAGGAGCCCCAAGAACAACUUGGUCUCGGCCGUGUCUUUACUCAGAGACAAAUGUCAGCAGGCAAGUCCUAACUUAAUGUUGAAUAC
Molecule: messenger RNA, 1262 nt
Organism: Procambarus clarkii (red swamp crayfish)
Lineage: Eukaryota; Metazoa; Arthropoda; Malacostraca; Decapoda; Cambaridae
Source: RefSeq, a predicted model, not a curated record